This is a messenger RNA of Drosophila elegans, 1155 nucleotides long. RefSeq names its product 39S ribosomal protein L44, mitochondrial (gene mRpL44). Gene Ontology annotation, biological process: RNA processing. The record is from RefSeq and is a predicted model, not a curated record. The transcript has 2 exons. The coding region runs from base 79 to 1044 and encodes 321 amino acids. Gene Ontology annotation, molecular function: double-stranded RNA binding; ribonuclease III activity. Lineage: Eukaryota; Metazoa; Arthropoda; Insecta; Diptera; Drosophilidae.
GACCCGCGGUCGCUUUUCAACACUGAUUCCCAUGCGCUGUUGAAACAUUCGUUAAUUAUUUUUAAGAUCGCUCUAAAUAUGUCCUUUUUACGCAGUGCCGCUGGUCUCCUGGCGCGUGCCAAGCUCCUGGAAGGUGCAACCACAGUGCAACCACGGCGGCAUAUCAAACGUUGGGUUUCGCCGACGUUACGUGAGCUCGCCCACCGGCAGAAGAAACUGGGACCCCAACAACCGGAGCCGCGUUCUGGCUUCGUGGAGUGGAACCAGCGCUCAGAGCUGUUCGCAUUUGGCAAGCGGUUGGGCGAAUCCUUCGAACUAUCCCAGCUGCAGCGGGCAUUCACAGAGAAAUCCUUCGCCCGGCGCGAGGAGGAGCGGCGUCGGAAGCUGGGCAUUGAGGAGGCGGACCUACAGAUGCUCGACAACAGCGACCUGGCCGAGAAGGGCCAGCACAUUGCGCGCGCUUACGUCGAGGCUUUCCUGCUGCAUCAGCUGCCAAAGGUACCUAAGGAAGGUCUCCAGGCGAUUGCCAGCUAUCUGCUCAGCACGGAGACCCUGGCCCACGUCUCCUCUCAUCUGGGAACCAAGGAUCUAAUCCAAUCCACAGAGUACCCGCCCUCUGCCGAGAGUCUGGCCCAAUCCCUGCAAGCCGUGAUCGGCGCCCUUGCAGACUCUAGCGGCGUUGAAAGAGCUUUCCUCUUUGUUCGCGACUUCAUUUGCACCCAACUGAACCAAAAGGAUCUGCUGGAUGUGUGGACACCCCAGGAACCCCUGCAACUGCUCGAGAAGAUCUGCCAGGAGCGCAAGCUGGGCGAAGCAGAGCCACGCCUGCUUGGAGAUUGCGGCAGAAACACGGUCCUGGCCGCCUACCAGGUGGGCAUCUACGCCAACCGCCAGUUGCUGGGCAAGGGAUUCGGCGAGGACCUUAAGACGGCGACAGAAACAGCGGCCAUCGACGCCCUUCAGAGCAUUUUCGACACCCACGACAAUCGACGACCCUUCGACUUCUCCAUACAGCUAGAGACCAAGAACGUGCGACUGGGCUGAGAAACGGAACAGGGUCUGUGUCCUGGUUGAUUAUUGUAAUUUGCACUAAACACAUGUACGCAUGCAUUGUCAGAGAAGGUUGCGUUUUAAAAUCAUUUAACUACGGGUCAA